UGCGAUAACCUAUAAAGUGCUUCGGGAACAUCCUCUGUUCCGCGAAGUUUUGAAAUUUCGAAUUCUCAAACUCUCCAUGGGUACCGACGAAAAUGCGGAUUGUCCGGUAAUAGAAGAGUCACGGAAACCAGAAAUAAUCAAGGAGGGUAGAGCGGAAAUUCUUGUGCACGAAAAGAACGUAUUUUAUAACCCCGUUCAGGAAUUCAACAGGGAUCUUAGCAUAGCGGUGUUGUCUGUUUUUGCAAAACAAAAGCCCCAUACAAAGAAGAAAACUUUGAAACCUAAGGAAACCGAAAUUACACUCGAUGAUACGAUUGAAGAAACGAGUCCAGCGAAUGAGAAUGGAAUCACUGUAUUGGAAGCCUUAUCAGCGACAGGGUUACGGAGCAUCAGGUACGCUAAAGAAGUACCUGGCAUCAAACAGAUUAUUGCCAACGAUAUCUCAAUGAAAGCUGUAGAAAGCAUUAAAAGAAACAUCCAUCAUAAUGGUGUCCAAGAUAUCGUGACUGCAAAUCAUGAAGAUGCUACGAUGCUCAUGUACAGACAUAGGAACAAACGGUUCAAUGCUGUUGACAUUGAUCCGUAUGGAUGUCCAUCAAUUUUUUUAGAUGCAGCUGUUCAAUCAGUUUCCGAUGGUGGUUUACUUUUAAUUACAGCCACCGAUAUGGCUGUUCUUGCUGGAAAUUCACCAGAAACGUGUUAUGUCAAAUACGGCGCUGUUUCAUUGAAAUCAAAAGCUUGCCAUGAAAUAGCACUUCGGAUACUUUUACAACAUAUAGUAUCCCAUGCAGGACGCUAUGGUCGCUAUGUACAUCCAUUACUCUCAAUAAGUGCUGACUUUUACAUACGCGUUUUUGUCAAGGUUUACUCCAGUCAAAGUAAAUGCAAGGAAAACACCAGUAAAUUAGGAAUGUUGUAUCAGUGUGUCGGUUGUGAAACCAUGACGACUCAACCACUAGGCCAGCAAAAAUCUAAUGGUGGAUUUAAACUUCCUGCCGCACCAUCAGUUGAUCGGUUGUGUCCCCACUGUCACCAUAAACACCACAUCGGUGGCCCAAUAUGGUUGGGUCCUUUGCACGAUCAAGCUUUCAUUUCACAACUGCUGUGCAGCUUAAACGAACUGGAUUUGAAUACUUCAAAGAGAAUAGAAGGAGUGCUGAAUGUAAUACACGAAGAAUUAGAUGUUCCACUGUAUUACACAACUGAUCGUUUGAUGUCUAUAGUGAGAUGUCACGUACCCUCCAUGAUGGUCUUCAGAUCAGCGAUACUAAAUGCAGGUUUCUCUGUGUCUUACUCUCAUGCGAAUAGAAAUUCGCUAAAGACAGACGCUCCGAGCCAAGUUAUCUGGGAUAUAGUCAGAGCGUGGGAAAAGGAAAAUCCUGCAAAACGAGACAAGUUUGAAGCAAACAGCCCCGGAUUGGCUAUUUUAACUUCACCGUCAACUACGACAGUUUUCUUUGAUAUACAUCCACUGGCUAAUCCAUUAUCCCGACAGAAACAUCUCUCUCGGUUUCAGGAGAACCCAACUCCCAAUUGGGGUCCUGGCACUAGAUCUACUACAAUGAUCGAUUCGGGUGAAGUACUCUCAAAAAAGAGGAAAAAUCAAAAUAAAAAGCAGAAGAAACAAAGCCUUGACAAGUCCGCAGAAGUGGAAACUGAUGACAAAGGCAGGAUGUCGGAGGGGGUCGAAGCAGGUGAACCACCCGUCAAACAAGCCAGAUAAGAUUCCUGAACAUCUUUUAUUUUUAUUUUUAGCAGAAAAUCAAUAAACCUGUAGGCUUAGUAACGGCUUGUGUUACACCUGGUUUCUAUUUCCAUGGUAACAAAGUGCAUCAUAAAACAUUCAGACAUUCUGAAACGUUAGUCAGGUUACCUAGAUUACUUCGGCCUU
Molecule: messenger RNA, 1891 nt
Organism: Orussus abietinus
Lineage: Eukaryota; Metazoa; Arthropoda; Insecta; Hymenoptera; Orussidae
Gene: Trm1
Product: probable tRNA (guanine(26)-N(2))-dimethyltransferase
Exons: 9
Coding region: 77-1723 (548 amino acids)
Biological process (GO): tRNA N2-guanine methylation
Cellular component (GO): nucleus
Molecular function (GO): RNA binding
Source: RefSeq, a predicted model, not a curated record